CUUCAGAUGAUUUAAUAUAUUUUAUUCUUUACUUAAAAAUGUCUGUUUACUGUUACCGGUAAACGGUAUUUCUAGUAUUUUAAUCCCAUUCUGUUUUAGCUGAAAAUUUGAUACUGCUACAAAUUAAAAUUGUUAAUCAUUUGAAGAAAGUAUUAUUGGUAAUGGGAGAGAGUCCUUGGAAAGAUUGGAGACCUUUUAUAUAUGGAGGUGUAGCAUCCAUUGUUGCAGAAUUAGGAACAUUUCCAUUAGAUACAACAAAAACUCGAUUACAAAUUCAAGGACAAAAGCUGGAUAAAAAACAUGCAUCUUUAAAGUACACUGGUAUGACUGAUGCUAUAUUGCAGAUUUCAAAACAAGAAGGAUUUAAAGCCUUAUAUUCUGGGAUCAGUUCAGCAAUCUUGAGACAAGCAACAUAUGGAACGAUAAAGUUUGGAACAUAUUAUUCUCUUAAACAAACAGUCACUGAAAAAUGGGGAACUGAUGAUAUUGUGAUAAUAAAUAUUGUAUGUGCAGCUGUAACUGGUGCUAUAUCCAGUGCAAUCGCUAAUCCAACAGAUGUUGUGAAAGUUCGUAUGCAAGUUACUGGUGGAUUGACAAAUCUGUCUGUAUUCAAUUGUUUUCAAGAAGUAUAUCAACAUGAAGGUGUUCGUGGUUUAUGGAGGGGUGUUGGACCUACUGCUCAACGAGCAGCUAUUAUUGCAGCUGUAGAAUUGCCAAUAUAUGAUUUUAGCAAGCUAAAACUUACUAAUGUUCUUGGAAAUAGUGUCAGUAAUCAUUUUUUAUCUAGUUUCAUAGCUAGUAUGGGAAGUGCAGUGGCUUCUACUCCUAUAGAUGUCAUUCGUACUCGUUUAAUGAAUCAGAAAAGGGUAUACAAAAGUCGUGGACCUCCACCACCGCAUAUUUAUUCUGGUAGCAUAGAUUGUUUUGUUCGGACGAUCAAGAACGAAGGAUUCUUAGCGUUAUAUAAAGGAUUUAUACCAACAUGGUUUCGAAUGGGUCCUUGGAAUAUUAUAUUCUUUAUUACAUACGAACAAUUAAAGCAACUUAGUUUUUAGUAGUAAAUAAGUUGGUAUCAAAAUUACGUAUAAAUUUAGUAAACAUAAUUGCCAACAUUUCAAGACCUUUGUUCAAUGCUUAAUGAAAUUAACAUUACAAAGAUAUAAUUAAUUUAGGAGUUCUUUUGAAUUCUAUUUAAUGUUACAGAUUUCUCAUUGCAGUAUACAAAUCUAUAGGAACCAUGUACCUGACAGUAAGCGUUUGUUUUUUUUCAUUUUUAUUGACAAAUAUAUGUAUUUAUUAAA
Orussus abietinus is the source of this 1301-nucleotide messenger RNA. RefSeq names its product mitochondrial uncoupling protein Bmcp (gene Bmcp). The transcript has 8 exons. Gene Ontology annotation, cellular component: mitochondrial membrane. Gene Ontology annotation, biological process: mitochondrial transport. Lineage: Eukaryota; Metazoa; Arthropoda; Insecta; Hymenoptera; Orussidae. Bases 162 to 1055 code for a protein of 297 amino acids. The record is from RefSeq and is a predicted model, not a curated record.